AUGGUAAAAAAAUCGGAAGACGAACUUAAUGAAACACUAGAUCGAUGUUUAGCAGAUACAGCGCUGAAGAUAGUUGGUGCUGGAACUAUUGGCUUAAUAGUUGGCAUAGUAUGUAAGAGGCAAUUCCCUGUUUGGUUAGGUAUUGGUACAGGUUUUGGUAUGGGUAUUGCAAACUGCCGUCACGAUAUGAAACGAUGUGUUAUUCCAAUGGAUGAGAAAAGGAUCGACUGCCUCGACUUACUAGCAUUUCAGGAUAUGCUAAAUAAGUUACGACAAAUUGAUGAUAAAAUAUUGUUCGAACUAAAUACUGCAUUGCCAAGCAAAUCAUUUUCGGCUAAUAUCGACAAAGGAGAAAAGUGUCGUUCUGUUUAUGAGCAGUUGAUAACUAUGAGGGCGCGAAGAAUGGAUUUAAUACAGCGUUGCAUAGAUGAAAACCAAGACAAUAUUAAUUAUCUGAGAGAAAAGAAAGCGCCUUUGGGAAAUAUUCGAAAUGCUCAAAAUACUCUGCGAGUAAUUCGAUCAGAAAUGGAUAUAGAAAACAUUGUUAAUGAGCGAAGUCAAAAAGCUGUGCAUGAUCGGUGUAGGAAUUUUUUGUAA
This is a messenger RNA of Thelazia callipaeda (thelaziosis nematode), 597 nucleotides long. The record is from the annotation of a GenBank genome assembly. Lineage: Eukaryota; Metazoa; Nematoda; Chromadorea; Rhabditida; Thelaziidae.